UACUUUGAAAAUCCUUGUGCUGCCAUCUGGGCCUCAGUAUGAAGUGGUGAUAAAAGGUGAGGUGGAGUCUGAGGAAAAUAGACCCGUGUCUACAGCUGCUGGCUGCUCAGAUAUCCCACCCGUUCUCUCCAACAAGCAGUUCAUUGCCUGGGGAGGAGUAACACUUGGAGCAUCAGUCCAGCAGAAGUUAACUCUAAGAAAUGACUCUCCAUCUGUGACCCAGCAUUUAAGACUGUUGAUAAGAGGCCAGGAUCAAGACUGCUUUCAGCUGCAAAGUAUAUUCGGAUCAGAAGAACGCUUAACUAGUAAUUGGGAACUCAAAAUCCGUCCCAAAGAGGAUACUAACAUAUACUUGAUGUUUGCACCUACUCGAGUAACUUGCUUCUUUGCAAAGCUGGAAAUCAAACAGCUGGGGAUUCGAUCACAGCCAGGAAUUAAGUUUACUAUACCGUUAUCUGGAUAUGGAGGAAAAAGCAAUAUAACUUUAGAAAAUGUUAAAAAACUGUCAGAUAGUUACAUGGUAGCACUGGAUGGAUUAUUGCCUGCAAGAUUAAGGAAAGCUUCCUUCCGCAUAAGAAAUACAGGUUCUCGGGCUGCCUAUGUUAAAGCACUGUGCUUUGCAAACCUACGGACGAAAACAGUUAUGGAUCCUCAGGUAAUGAUGGUAUCUCCAGAGAAGUUUGUACUAAGAGAAGGAGCACAUGAAGUGAUUACUAUAACAUGGAAUCCAAUGGAAAAGAACUUCCGUAAAACAAACACACUGGUAUCAACAGUAUGUUUUUUUUGUGGAGAUGAAGUUUCUAGGCAGCAGUAUCGUAGAGCUAUGAUGUAUAAACCUGAGGUAGAAAAACACAUAGUCCCGGAAAACAGCUUAUUGAGAAACAUUGUAUUUGAUGAAGAAUUUCAAGGGGAGCAGCUUGUGACAGAAG
Molecule: messenger RNA, 929 nt
Organism: Fulmarus glacialis (Northern fulmar)
Lineage: Eukaryota; Metazoa; Chordata; Aves; Procellariiformes; Procellariidae
Product: centrosomal protein of 192 kDa-like
Exons: 6
Biological process (GO): mitotic spindle assembly; centrosome duplication; protein localization to centrosome
Cellular component (GO): centriole; pericentriolar material; cytoplasm
Molecular function (GO): protein kinase binding
Source: RefSeq, a predicted model, not a curated record